Molecule: messenger RNA, 819 nt
Organism: Cygnus atratus (black swan)
Lineage: Eukaryota; Metazoa; Chordata; Aves; Anseriformes; Anatidae
Gene: KCNRG
Product: potassium channel regulator
Exons: 2
Coding region: 1-819 (272 amino acids)
Biological process (GO): protein homooligomerization; negative regulation of delayed rectifier potassium channel activity
Cellular component (GO): endoplasmic reticulum
Molecular function (GO): protein binding
Source: RefSeq, a predicted model, not a curated record
AUGAGCAGUCGGGAGGUGGUCGCUCUGAGCGUGGGAGGUGUGAGAUUUGUAACCCGGGCGUCCACCUUGCGGCAGUUCCCCGAGUCCAGGUUAGCACGGAUGUUGAGCGAAGACGACCAGGAAUUUAAGCUGGUGAACGGGGAGUUUUUUGUGGACAGGGACGGAACUUUGUUUAGUUACAUCCUGGACUUCCUGAGGACUCUGCAGGUCUCUCUGCCUGCUGAUUUUUCGGACUUCGAGAGGCUGCGCAGAGAAGCAGAGUUCUAUGAGCUCUACCCUCUGGCUGACCUUCUGGGCCAGGAACACCUGCUGAAGCCAAGGCUGGAGAUCCUGGAGGUGCGUUUUUUCCUCCAGGAGACGCAGGCUUUUUUCCGCAUCUUUGGUUCCUGCAGCACCACCGUGGAGAGGCUGGCUGACCAGAUCACCGUGUUCAUGGGGCAGAGCUGGAGCAGCCCUUUUCCUUCUCAGAAACCACUCGUUCCACUUCCCUCGGAAAGACCUUCUCAUCACGACCUGGUUUUUCAGUGUGGAACUGAAUACGCUGCUGGUGACCAGUUUGUGGCCAGGUAUGUUUCCAUAAAGCCUGACAAUAGGAAGCUGAUUAAUGGUGUUAAUGUGCUGGGCCUGCUGGUUGACACCUUACUCAAAGAUGGAUUUCGCCUCAUAAGCACCAGGACAGUUUCCAGUGAGGAAAAAGUCGAAUGCUACAGCUUUGAAAGGCUGAAGAGGCCAGCAGGCCUCGCCGUCACGGUGAGCCAAACCCCAGGGAGCUCUGGGACAGCGCAGGCAAAGAGAAGCCACAUGCAGAAGGGGAAAUAA